This is a messenger RNA of Ceratitis capitata (Mediterranean fruit fly), 2114 nucleotides long. RefSeq lists its product as uncharacterized. NCBI's taxonomy places the organism in Eukaryota, Metazoa, Arthropoda, Insecta, Diptera, Tephritidae. The coding region runs from base 13 to 1998 and encodes 661 amino acids. The record is from RefSeq and is a predicted model, not a curated record. The transcript has 5 exons. Gene Ontology annotation, molecular function: RNA binding; protein binding.
CUAGCCAUCAAGAUGUCUAUGCGGGACUUUGAGGUUUUGAGAAAUUACAAAACCGAUCUGGUGAAAUCGCGUUUAUAUCAAAACCGUAUUUUCAUUGAUGGCGUGAAUUUUUUUAUUUACGAUAAAAUUGCAUACACCGAGGACUUCGUGAUCGUUAAAAAUCUCUAUGUCAGCGGAUUUCCAAAGAAGUGUUCAACAGCGGAAAUUUUAAGAUAUUUUGAGAAAUUUGGCAAAGUGGAGCGAUUAAUUAUGUUGCAGGAUAAAAAAACAGACCCGAAGUUCCCUACACAAAACGCAUUUGUUAAUUAUCAAGAUCCAAAAAGUGCCUGCAGGGCGCUUCGUAGAAGACAUCACCGCUUAAACCGCAGAACUGUGCGCGUUCAAGCUGCCGACAGUUGGCAUCAGCCGGAACCACACACGGCAUUGCCACCAGUAGUGAGUACAGACAGCUGGUUUCGCCUUUAUAGAGAAAACUUUACGGGCUAUACCGAACACGAUAGCGAAAGCGAUGAGCUUCUUGAAGAAGACGAAGAUUAUGCGCCAGUAAAAAGCUACCACCGUAUAAAAAAGAAGAAAACUAAAGGCAAAAAUAAUCAAGUAGCAACAACAACUGCAGCAGCGGUGGUAGAAGACAAGGGUACAAAUAUACUCGCCUUGAACAACGAUUGCCUAGACAUGAUUUGCUCUUGGCUAGAGCCCAACGAACAGGUGCGUUUUGCGCGUACCUGCACACGAUUUGCGGAUAUUUUCGCAACGCGCUGCAAACAUGAAUACAAAACGAUGGAUUUAGAGAAAUUUAACUAUAUGACUGUGUGGGAAAUGCGCGAUUUCCUAUACUACAGUGGCAAUUACAUUGAGGAAAUUGUCAAUCCGAUACCAAAUUUGCAGCAUGAAAAGAUAUUGCAAUUGAUAAAUAAGCAUUGUCCCAAUCUACAAACUGCUACUUUGACUGAAAGUGCCUUAACGCCAAUCCAAUUCAAGGAUCUUUUACGUAAUGCGCCGCGACUAAAGGAAUUACAGUUGAGAAAUUCGAAACUAAAAAAAUGUUGGACGAAGGCAUUGGUACAUGCCAGCCAACUGGAAAGGUUAACGUUCCCACGUGAUACCAAAUACAAAGCUGAAUCUUUGAACAGUUUUGUGCAUCUGAAAGAGCUUAGUGUCGCCAGCUGUAUAGUUAGCGCCGAAGAGUUGCUAAAAAGUUAUGGCGUCUUACAGAAUCUACACACGCUCGACCUACGCUUUGUUGAGGGCUUAGAAUCGGCGUUCUACAAUCUGUUGGAAGGGCUCUGUCCACAACUUGAAACACUCAAGAUGACCUGCCCCAGCCAUCCUUACGAGCGUGUCGCACUACUGCCACGCCUAAACCAUCUCGAGUUGGUUGUCGACUUCUUAUCAGAUGCUGAGAUAUCGGUGGCAAUGUUAGAGUAUUUGGUCGAGCACAAGGCCGAUCAAUUGUCGGUGCUGAAAUUAUAUGCCAAAGAGCCACUAACCGCCAAACACGUGAGCGUGUUGAAGAGAUUGAAGUCAUUGAAAAUACUCAGCGUCUAUCACUUUCAAUUCUGUCCAGAUUACAAAAUUCCAAUAGAUCAAUUUGGGGAAUUGUGUUACAUGAGCUCACUUGAUGAGUUGACCAUUGGGAAUGCCACAGAUGGCCGGUGUGGCGCUGAAUUGAUGCUGGUGCAAUGCUAUCCGAAUGGCAGGAGGGUACAAAAGCCGAGUCGUUAUAAAAUCAAGGCCGAGGCUCUGGAAAUGUGCUAUACGCAAAUAGACAGAAUCACACCGCAUCGGAGGUUACUUGAAUAUGUGGUGUAUCGUAAUAGAAGUCUGGAGCAAUUAUUCAAUCUCAAAAUCAAUCGAGAGGGCAUGACUCAUACCUACUCUAAACUUAGAUAUGAGCCCGAGGAGUACUGCGAUAUGGAAGAUUUAGACAUAGACGAAGAGGCAGAGGAAAACGAGGAGGUAGAUAAAAAUGAAGAGGCAGACGAAGUGGAAUGCUAAAGGAGCGCUGGUGUUUGUGAUAGACAAUGUUUUGGUACUCGGUUUCCAAUGAAGAUUAAAUACAAUUUAAUUGCAUGUUCCUAUGAUACUUCGCUUUAAGACAUACAUAUUUAUAC